AUGCCUAUCCAAGCUGCCCCCGGAACCGUGGGCAACCUGACCCCAGAGCAGGAAGUCAAACUUCAGGAGUUUUGGGUUCUGCUGCUGAAGGUAUGCGGCGUUAACGUGGAAGAGAUUGAAUCGAAUGGCGAUGUCGCCACGCCCCCAAGCCCGUCGUCCCAGAAGAAAGCGCCACCAAAGCGGAGGUUCACCUUCUUUGGUGGAAAGAGCAAUGACGAGGAGGAGGACACCACAACAAAUGGUGUUACAAAUAGCAUUGCUUCCAUCAACAUUACCGAUGGAGAUGACAAAUAUGGACAGUCCAAGGAAUUCCAGCAAGCAAUUACCGACAUGAAGCCUGAGGAGAUCCGGGUUACACUGUGGAACAUGGUUAAGCAAGAUAACCCCGACUCCUUGCUCCUGCGCUUCCUUCGGGCGCGCAAGUGGGAUAUCAAGAAAGCGCUCAUCAUGUUGGUCUCCACAAUCAGAUGGAGAUUGCAGGAUGUGAAAGUCGACGAUGAUAUUGUUAAGAAUGGCGAGCUGGCUGCCCUAGAGCAGUCGAAGAGCUCGGACCCUGAAGAGAAGAGGAAGGGCGAAGAGUUCCUGAAGCAGAUGCGCAUGGGUAAGGGUUAUAUCCACGGUGUUGACAAAGAUGGACGGCCUAUUUGCGUUAUCAGGGUGCGCUUGCACAAGCCGGCUGAUCAGAGCACGGAUACUCUGGAUCGGUUUACGGUAUACACCAUUGAAUCUGCCCGGAUGAUGCUCUCGCCUCCAGUUGAAACAGCUUGUGUGGUCUUCGACAUGACCAACUUCUCUUUAGCAAACAUGGACUAUCAUCCAGUUAAAUUCAUGAUCAAGUGCUUCGAGGCUAAUUAUCCCGAAUGCCUGGGAGUUGUGCUUAUCCACAAAGCCCCUUGGAUCUUCUCCGGAAUUUGGAAUAUCAUUAAGGGCUGGCUUGAUCCCGUGGUUGCAUCCAAGAUUAACUUUACCAAGAAUGUCUCAGACCUUGAGAAAUUCAUCCCCAGGGAUCGCAUUUAUAAGGAGCUUGAGGGCGACGAGGACUGGGAAUACAGCUAUGUAGAGCCCAAGGCUGAUGAAAAUAAGACGAUGGAAGAUACGGCCAAGCGAGAUGAGUUGGUCAAGGAAAGGCAACAACUUGCUCAAGACCUCCAGGAUGCCACGAUCGAGUGGAUCACGGUCAGCAGGAAGAAGGACCAGGAAGCCAUUAAGGCAGCGGUGGAGAAGAGACAGGCGCUCAUUGAGCGAUUGAGGGUUCAAUAUUGGCAGCUCGACCCGUACAUUCGCGCUACCUCGCUAUACGACAGACUGAACAUUCUUCAGGGCGGUGGAAAGAUUGAUUUCUAUCCGGCUGAGGCCAAAGUGAACGGAACUGCUACGAAUGGAACUGCCACGAACGGUGUCACGAACGGCACAUCCAACUAG
Messenger RNA from Aspergillus caelatus, 1422 nucleotides. Its product is annotated as CRAL-TRIO domain-containing protein. The coding region runs from base 1 to 1422 and encodes 473 amino acids. The record is from RefSeq and is a predicted model, not a curated record. The transcript is spliced from 4 exons. NCBI's taxonomy places the organism in Eukaryota, Fungi, Ascomycota, Eurotiomycetes, Eurotiales, Aspergillaceae.